Oncorhynchus mykiss (rainbow trout) is the source of this 5999-nucleotide messenger RNA. Its product is annotated as Sema and PSI domain-containing protein. The record is from RefSeq and is a predicted model, not a curated record. Gene Ontology annotation, molecular function: chemorepellent activity; semaphorin receptor binding. Gene Ontology annotation, cellular component: plasma membrane. Gene Ontology annotation, biological process: negative chemotaxis; semaphorin-plexin signaling pathway; neural crest cell migration. NCBI's taxonomy places the organism in Eukaryota, Metazoa, Chordata, Actinopteri, Salmoniformes, Salmonidae.
CGCGACGCAAGCGGUGUGGUCAACCUAUUAGAGAGUUUUGGAAUUCACGCAUGAAAGGGUUCGGGCACAUUGAGGACGUGGAAUGAUGAAUUAUAUCAUAUUGGCGACCGUUUUUUCCAUGGUUUUUGCCGAAAAGUCACCUCGGCUGAAAUUCAUUGUAAAAGAGCCGGCCAGGUACCACUUCUCGAAACCGGAGAACUACAUGUCAGUGUACCACCAGGAGGGCACAAAUGUGCUGUACGUGGGGGGCCAGACAGUGAUCUACGUGCUGACUUUCACUGACAGGGGGGUCCGCGACCUGCAGAUCCCUGUGGUAACUGAUGAAAACGCAAAGGCAGCUUGCAUCGCCAAAUCAGACCCACCAAAGUUGGAGUGUGACAAUUUCAUAACAGUCAUUCAGAAAGUCAAUGACACUUUUGUGGUAUGCGGGACAAAUGCAGGAACCCCCAAAUGCUGGCUGCUGGUAAAUGACACUGUGCUGACUGACGCCCCCACCAAUGGACAGAUGGCACCAGCCUCUGACAUCUCCCCUCCCUACCCCUCCCAGAGGUCUGUCAGUCUGUCCGCAGAUGGGAAUCUAUACUCUGCUCUGUCAGCAGUGGGGCGUCACCCUGGCUCUAUCCGCCGGACCUACGGCACUCAGAAGCUCCUGAAGACUGAGACCAAGUGGCUGCAGAGCCCCCAGUUUGGUGGAGCAGCAGUAAUGCCAGCCUCUCAGAAACACAAGGAGGAGAUCUACUUCUUCUUCAGUGAGAUCAACAAGACGGCCAUGGUGGACGAGGAGCCCUACAGGUCGCGCAUCGGCCGAAUCUGCAUGGUGGACGAGGGGGGCAUAAAGAACCUGCUGGCGGACUCGUGGACUACCUUCCUGAAGGCAAGGGUGAUGUGUGGUGCGGGUAGCACCCCCCAGCAGUACAACAACAUCAGACAGGCCUUUGUGCUGUCUGACGUGGCCAACGAGAAGAGGACUGGGGUCAUGUACGGCCUGUUUGCCAACGCCUGGGACACAACAGUGAUAUGUGCUUACUCCAUCGAGGACAUUGACCAGGCCUUCGCCACGUCCAAACUGAAGGGUUACAGCAGUCCUCUGAUUGGACAUCGCCCUGGCACAUGUGCCUUCAAGAACUCCACGGCAGCCCACAACCCUAAGACCCUAGUGGUGAUCAGGGACCACCCGGAGAUUGAGGACGUGAUUAGUCCGGUCGGGGGAGCUCCGCUGAACCUGCCCACCGACGAUCACUUCACACACACUGUCGCUGCCAUUGUACUAGCAGUAAACGACGAGCACUAUAGCGUGCUGUACCUGGGAACAGAACAGGGGAAAGUGCUCAAGGUUCUGCACACUAUCGAGGAGGCCUUUAUCAUAUCCCAGUACUCCCUCUUCCAUAACGAGGGUCCUGUUCUAAGCAUGGCCAUCGACUCUAAGAAGGGCCACCUUUAUGUGGGCACGGCAAUGGAGGUCCAGCGCAUACCAUUGGCUGACUGCGGUCGCUAUGGAGACAGUUGCCGGGAGUGCAUUCUGUCUCGGGAUCCCUAUUGUGGUUGGGACGCAGCCAGGAGGAGGUGCACACCCAUCCCAGCUGGAUACAACAUCAGCACUGGGGCACUAACUCAAAGUCUGGACCAUUCCAAUGCCUCUAUCUGUGGUGAAGCUGCUGCACCGAAGACCCAUAGGACAAACCCCAAACAGGUGGUGAUUGACUCGGACGGCCCCGUUAACCUCCCCUGCCCCGUGCGCUCCUUUCACGCCACCUACCGCUGGGAGAAGGACAACUGUAUCCAGCACUACCCCUGCUUCAUCAUUGGAGACUCCUGUGUGCUGGAACCCACCCCUGACCUGCCCCUUAAGCAGGGGGUGUUCCGCUGCAUGGCCACGGAGAACGGCUACAAGGUGGAGGUGGUCUCCUACAGGCUGGUGAUCAACAGUGGGCCUCUGCCUGCCUCCUUGGCCUCCACCCUGGGGCCCUGCCUCCUGCUUGCUGCAGCUACCCUCUGGCUCCUGUAACCAUUGCAAAUGCUAAAGCUAACCCCUUAGCCUCUAAGGCCCUCUCUCUGUCAGACAAGAGAGGAGGGGCCACCAUACCCAGAUUAGGUUCGCAGAGCAUUGCUAUUAAUGGUCGGGUAAUGCGAUUAGUGUUGCCCACAGAGACUGUUUUCAGAAAAAGUGUUUUUUUAUUUAAUUUACAUUGUUCAGGAAAUGCCUGAAAAUAAACAAAGCCACUUAUUUUUAAAUUAUAUAUGGGCUUACCAUACUAAUCAAUACUGUACUGUUUAAACAAAAAAAAAUACCUAAAACAAACUGAAAAUACACAACAUUUAAACUGAAUUAAUACAUUAACAUCAAUAUGGGUUUUAUGGAAAGACAAACUAUAAUAUCAUGUCUUAGUCUGAAUUUUAAAUACAGAUUCAAACCACAAGAUGUGCUUUGCGAACCUUGCCUGUUCCACCCAAGAAAUGACAUCUCAUGAGUUGCGUUAAAUACCAUAUCAGGCCAAUUUCUCAACUUAUUUUUAAACUUGAUUGUCCUACUUUGUGAAUAUUUGAAGCUUGAAUACUGCUCUAACAUCCAAACAUCUUGUUGAAUGUCAUAAGUAUAGGAUAGUAUUUAGAAAAUGUCUGGUAUUGUGUAGAAAAAAGCCUUAACAAUUCUGAGACAUACCUCCUAAGCACAAUUUGCAGUGGAAGCAAAACUGAUCAAUUAUGUUGACUUGAAACUGUGAAUGAGGUGGCCAAGCCUUACUUUGAUGCUGGGAGGAAGUGUCAUCAUUUUGACAAGAAGUCAUAUUUUUGACAGGAAGUAGGUAGAAGAACAUGAGCUCAUCCUCGAACAUCACUGUGUCUCGGCAAGUCCUCUGCAGUAAAGGCCGUUUUUGCAUCAUUUUAUUGGAUAGUAUCAGACAUUCAUAUUAUGCUACUUCAUUUUCAAUAAACAUAAGUACAGUAAACAUCAUUCAGUGGCAGGUGAGGCCAAAUCAGAAUUGAGUAGAUGACAUGUAGAGUUAAUGGCAUUUUGCAGUUUGCUAUAUGAGAAAAAGCUUGUGAUUAUAUGAGUACUGUGUGUUAGGUAUUUUAUUGCUCCGCAAAUGCUGAUUUCCACCAUUGCUGCCUAUGUAUAUGAAAGUUAUUCUUGAUGGUUCAAGGUUUUAUACUGUGCGGAAGUCCCGAGAGGACAAUAAAAAAAUCCUUGUCAUGGCGAGAUAACUUAUUUAUCUCGUGAACACGACAUAACAAAAGUUGUUUUGUCGACAUCACGAGAUGAAUUCUAUAAAUAGGAGUAGACGCAUUGAUGAUAGAUUGACAUUAUGGCAGAGGCGAUAGAGCCCAUGGUGGAUCAGCACAUAUAUUUUUAUUGAUUGCUACACUAAGGGAUGGUACAUUUCAUGCUAACAUGUCGCUCAUUGACAGUUUAUAAAUUAGAAUGUUAGCAAGCUAAAUGUCCCUUACCUUGAGCUAAGAGUGGCAGGUAGCCUAGUGGUUAGAGCAUUGGGCCAGUAACUGAAAGGUUGCUAGAUCAAAUCCCUGAGCUAACAAAGUACAAAUAUGUCAUUCUGCCCUGGAACAAGACAGUUAACCCACUGUUCCUAGGCUGUCAUUGUAAUAAGAAUGUGUUCUUAACUGACUUGCCUAGUUAAAUAAAGGUUAAAAAAUAAAAGAGCUCUUGGGGCAUCUGAUACCUGAAAGGCUGGCUUGUUUCCCAGGUGGUGUGCCAAUUGCAUGCAAGCAACAAUGCAGCUAGUCUUGUGAGUGUCUUAGCUAGGUAGUCUUAUUAGCUAGCUAGCUUGUUAUAUAUGCUGGUUGUUGUUAGCUUGCAUAACUAAUGUGUAUAAUUGUAAGGGGCACUUCAUGUUUUAUGGAUAAUAUUACAAUUUACAGCAUGGGUGAGCUCAAUUCCUGACUGAUAAGAUUAUAUUUCUUCCUCAGAGCUUGAUCAGAUUCAAUAGCAGUCUCAGAUUCCACCUUGUAGGGUGUUUCAUAGGUACCGCUUCUUGCAGGCAGAUUAGCAGUCAGUGCAUUAUGUAUAUGAUCAAGACUGAGUGCGCUUGUUUCCUGGCAGGCUAAUUUGAUUCAGUAGCAGCCUCAGAGGCUGAUAAGUCAGGAUCCUGCCUAGUAGGGAUCCUGCCUAGUAGGGUGUCUGCAAGGAGCCUUACAUAUGAAACAACCUACAAGGCAGCAUCCUGAUUUAUCAGCUUCUGAGGCUGAAAUGUAAUCUGAUCAGCCUGUCAGGAAUGCAGCUCACCCACAGUAAAUGUGUCAGGCAUCGUUCAGGGCUUAAAUGCCUCACUUUGCGAUCAACACAGCCACAGGGCUCCUUGAUGAAGUGGUUAUCGUGCAUCUGAAGAAAUGAAUGGAUGAUGCAUGGUACUUUUGAUUAUCUCGUGAUCGCGACAAAACAACUUUUGUUAUGAAAUUAAUAUGUCUUGAUCUCGACAUAACGAGGGAACUUUAAAAAAAAUCAUAUGUCCUCUCUGGGUUUCCGUAAUACUGUGGUUAUACAAUGAUAUAACUCUUUGACUGCUUUAACUAACCUAUUCUCAAUGGGAAAAUCCAAUGCAUAAUUCUCAAAGGGGUUAUUUUCAUACUUGUAUCUGUAUGCUGUGACAAGCGCUUUACAUAAUUUGAUGGGCUCCUUUUGUGAAGUAGAACACUUUGAGCAGCCACCAUACUCUGGGGAGAAAGACUGAAAUUAAUGAUUUACAUAUUUGGAAGAUUUGGAACAAAAUUCCUCUUUAAGCAAUAGAUGUUUUUUAAUUUAGCACCUGACCUCAAAAAAUAAAAGUAUGUUGGAGACAGAGAAUGUUUGCUGGGAGGGAGUGGUUUACUCAGAGCAAAUGUUGAAUGUAACAUAGUAAUAUGAAUGUAGUUGCAACAAAAUGCAAGUCUAUUGUUCCCAUUUAUUGAUUGUAGUAUCUCAGUACUGAAGCACCAUCUUACAACCACUACGGUGUUUUGAACUGUGCCACUGAGCAUUGUGGCAAAUUUUGAAAUGGCAAAAAACCACUGUCGCCUGAAAAUAUUGGUCGAAAACAGGCUACAUACAUGCUGUUCUUGGAACAGUUUUAGCCAUAGUUCUGCAGGUUCCAUCUUUCUCUCUGGGGGUGGCUGUACGUUUGUUGUCUCGAGGUCUCAGGAGGAUCUGCCUGCUGCAUUGCACUGAUGCGGGAUAUUGACUGUGCCAAACAUAAGCUGUGUUGUGCCGCCUCAUCCGCCGCCUGCCGCUUCUCACUCACUUAGCACUUUGAGUAAUUGGUUUCCCAAAUCUCUUUCUCAAACUCACACAUAUUCUUAAAUAUGUCACAAAUACACACAGGCAUAUCGGUGCGCACACACACCUCUUGUUUACCAAUCACUCACUUCAAUCUCAUUCUCUUUACUGGAGCUGGUGUGUCUCUGAAAACAGUGAACAGAAGCCUCUCAUACGCUAGCCAACACUAAUUAGGCAACUGAACCUGUAUCACUCACUGCAGAGAAAUACAAGCUCUUUUACCAAGACAGAUGGCCUAGAGUCACUGGGUAUUGUUAAAAACGGUCAAUGAAUCAUGUCUGUGCAGAGUUGAUUGUAUUUGGCCUUUCAUGGAUUUCAAAAUUGAUAUGGGAGUUUCGUUUCUCUGGAGCACUUUAUUUAAUGACCACCUUCGUAGCCAGGAGUCCCUGCUAUGACGUGGACAUAAACAGUGGCUAUAUCGCAUGCGGGCGAUUAUCCUUAUCCUAGAAAGAUUUAAACCGGUUUGUUUUUGUUCAAUUUACCCGUCCGAUAAAUAAUGCCAGCGGAGAAAUAGAGUGAAGUGAAUCUAUUGUCUUUAAAUCCUUUCUCUGGCGCUUUGGACAGUGUUGAUUCUGUGUCUUAGUACGUUUUGUUACCAAAAUCAUUCUUUGUUUUAAGGACAGAUGUCUGUCUAUAUGAAGUGUUAAUACAUGUCCAUGUAACACAUCUGUAACUCCAUAUGUUUCCUUUUACUGAACAUGUACAGUGAAAAUCAAUAAAGUAAUCAACUACAGUA